Diabrotica virgifera virgifera (western corn rootworm) is the source of this 1317-nucleotide messenger RNA. RefSeq lists its product as uncharacterized. NCBI's taxonomy places the organism in Eukaryota, Metazoa, Arthropoda, Insecta, Coleoptera, Chrysomelidae. The transcript has 2 exons. The record is from RefSeq and is a predicted model, not a curated record. The coding region runs from base 1 to 1317 and encodes 438 amino acids.
AUGUUAAAAAGAAAAUGUUCCGAUUUAUCCAGUUCACAGUCGAAAAGGUUAGACAUAAGCCAUGAAUAUAGUGGAUUAGAAGGUGUCAAAUUACCUCCUAUUCAGUUAUCUGUCUUUCAUGGGGACUAUUUGAAGUGGAUUGAGUUUAAAGAUACUUUUGAAGGGUUAAUUCAUAAUAAUAAAGUAUUGGCAGAUAUUCAAAAAUAUCAUUAUUUACGUGCGAGUUUAAAAGGUGAUGCAUUGAAAAUUAUACAAAGUUUAGAUUUUUCUGCACAAAAUUACAUUUCUGCAUGGCAGACUCUAUGCAACAGAUUUGACAACUCUCGGAUGUUAGUAAACAAUCAUUUAAAAGCUCUUUUUGAGAUUGAAAAUUUAAAUAAAGAAUCUGCAUUAGGUCUUAGAAGCAUGAUAGAUUCAGUUAAAAAGCAUUUAUUCGCUUUAAAAUCACUUCAACUACCGACUGAACAUUGGGAUGCUAUUAUGGUGUAUUUGGUAAGUGGUAAAUUGGAUAAAUUUAGUUCUAGGGAAUGGGAAAAAAGAAAAAUAGAUAAUUCUUUGCCAAGUUUAAACGAAUUUCUUGAAUUCUUGAAGAAUCGUGCUGACUUUUUGGAAACUAUAGAGUUAAGCAAUGUGACAAAACCGGAUUAUAAAUCUAAUUACCAAGAUAAACGCUCUAGAUCUCUGCUAACUAGUAAAAGCAGAAGUUGUAAUUUUUGUAAACAAAAUCAUUUGAUUUACCUAUGUGAAGAAUUUCUUAAACUUUCAGUAGCCCAAAGAUGGGAUAAAAUAAAACAAUUAAAUUUAUGCCGAAAUUGUUUAUGUACCGGACAUUCCUACAAACAAUGUAAAUCGUUCGGUUGUAAGAUAUGUAAAGCCAAACACAGUUCUCUUUUACAUGAAAAUAAACCAUCUGAUAUUCAUGUUAAAGAAAACAGUUCAAUUAAUUUCAACCCGAACAAUGAUUCCGAGAAUGAACCAAAUAAAGUUAAGUUGUCAACUAAUACUUCAGAAAAUAAUGUUAAUAGAAAUGAGAUUGUUUUAAAAAAUAAUUGUUCAAAUAAUGAUUAUGUACUGUUGAGUACUGCUAAAGUUAGAGUAUAUGAUAGAUACGGAAAUACUCAUAUCGCACGAGUAAUCCUAGAUUCAGGGAGCCAAUCAUGUUUUAUUACAGAGGAUUUUCUAAGGAUUGAAAAUACAUUCGGUCUAAAUAUUAGUCCUACAAUUUUGGCGUUAUUUGACUUUUUUGAAAGCAAUAGGCAAUUUUGGACACUUGGUAAAUUUAAAAUCUCUGAAAAUCAGGAAAAACUAAAGAGUUGA